Messenger RNA from Scutellospora calospora, 129 nucleotides. The record is from the annotation of a GenBank genome assembly. NCBI's taxonomy places the organism in Eukaryota, Fungi, Glomeromycota, Glomeromycetes, Diversisporales, Gigasporaceae.
AUGUAUGUCAGCGGAUUAACGUUACAUGUUUCUCCUGUAUUAAAUGAUUUGUGGAUAUCUUUAGAGUUUAGUGACACUGAUGACACUAAUGACGCUGGUGAAACUGGUGAUACUUAUAACAUUGAAUAG